Empidonax traillii (willow flycatcher) is the source of this 1186-nucleotide messenger RNA. It is a transcript of the gene SIX6, whose product is annotated as SIX homeobox 6. Gene Ontology annotation, molecular function: DNA-binding transcription factor activity, RNA polymerase II-specific; RNA polymerase II cis-regulatory region sequence-specific DNA binding. Lineage: Eukaryota; Metazoa; Chordata; Aves; Passeriformes; Tyrannidae. The record is from RefSeq and is a predicted model, not a curated record. Gene Ontology annotation, biological process: eye development; regulation of transcription by RNA polymerase II. Bases 201 to 941 code for a protein of 246 amino acids. The transcript has 2 exons. Gene Ontology annotation, cellular component: nucleus; transcription regulator complex.
CCCAGUCUCCGGAGCCGCCGAGCGCUGCCCAUCGCCUCUCCGCCCUCCGCCGUCCCUCCCGCGGCAGCUCCGCCGGCGCCGGCGGAGGCAGCAGCGGAGCGAGGGGCGGCCCCGGGGCCGCUGCCCCCUUCCCCGCCGCGGGGGUGUGCGGGCAUCGCCGGGGGUGCGCGGAGCGCGGAGCGGAGCCCGGCGCCGCCUCCAUGUUCCAGCUGCCCAUCCUCAAUUUCAGCCCGCAGCAGGUGGCCGGGGUAUGCGAGACCCUGGAGGAGAGUGGGGACAUCGAGCGCCUGGGGCGCUUCCUCUGGUCCCUGCCCGUGGCUCCGGCGGCCUGCGAGGCGCUCAACAAGAACGAGUCGGUGCUGAGAGCCCGGGCCAUCGUGGCCUUCCACACGGGGAACUACCGGGAGCUCUACCACAUCCUGGAGAACCACAAGUUCACCAAGGAGUCCCACGCCAAACUGCAAGCCCUCUGGCUGGAAGCGCACUACCAGGAGGCGGAGAAGCUGCGGGGCCGACCCCUGGGGCCGGUGGACAAGUACCGGGUGAGGAAGAAGUUCCCGCUGCCCCGCACCAUCUGGGACGGCGAGCAGAAGACACAUUGCUUCAAGGAGAGGACGAGGCAUUUGCUGCGGGAGUGGUACCUGCAGGACCCUUACCCCAACCCCAGCAAAAAGCGGGAACUGGCUCAGGCCACGGGACUUACUCCCACGCAAGUGGGCAACUGGUUCAAAAACCGCAGGCAAAGGGACAGGGCAGCAGCCGCUAAGAACAGGCUACAGCAGCAGGUCCUAACGCAGGGCUCGGUGCGCUCGCUGCAAGCGGAGGAGGAGAGCGGCGGGGAGGCGGUGGGGGCCGCCUCCAGCCCCGCAGCCAGCCUCUCCAGCAAAGCGGCCACCUCCGCCAUCUCCAUCACAUCCAGCGACAGUGAAUGUGACAUCUGACACCACCGCCAUGGCAAUCCGGGGGCAGCGGGAGGCCCGGCUCACCGGUGCCUGCCCGAACGGCCGGAGCAGCGGGGCUGGCAGUGCCCGGCCGCGGGUGCCAAACCCGGGGUGCGGGGCGCUCCCCCGCCGCCCGCCCGCGCCUCCCUCACAGUCCCGCCGCAGACUGCAUUAAAAACACGUCACUGAAAUCGUUGUCGCCUUUACUUCGAAGGAUUUGCAGAAGUUAUGCCUAAAAAAAAAAA